Messenger RNA from Ipomoea triloba (trilobed morning glory), 1692 nucleotides. RefSeq lists its product as uncharacterized. The record is from RefSeq and is a predicted model, not a curated record. Lineage: Eukaryota; Viridiplantae; Streptophyta; Magnoliopsida; Solanales; Convolvulaceae. The coding region runs from base 148 to 1431 and encodes 427 amino acids. The transcript is spliced from 3 exons.
GUUGUACGUUCAUUCAGUCUGACACCCAGUGCACGCACACACCUUCCGCACGCUUUUCUGUCUCUGCACUUCACACUCUAGAGAGAGAGAGAGAGAGAGAGAGAGAGAGAGUCUUCGUUUCGGGAUCUUCUCUGCCUUGUUACAGUUAUGGAGAGAAAACAGGGCUUAUUUUCGGCGUUCAAAGAGGAGUUAGUUAGAGCCCGGCCUCGGGGCCGACGCCCCUCGCCGUCCGCUUCCGAAAUAAUCCGGCGCCGGCGUCCCGGCGGCGAGACAUUGUCGCCGCUGAUGGAGGGUCCGGAUCCGAGCGGGUCGGACUGCAAGAGCGAAAAGUGGGGGAACUGGAUAUUCCGGCCGCCGUCCGGUUCCGGCUCCGACCUGAGACUCCUCCUCGGCAUCUUAGGCGCGCCGCUCGCCCCCGUGCAUGUCACCAACAACGACCCUUUGCCGCAUCUCACCAUCAAACACACCCCAAUCGAAACGUCGUCAGCUCAGUACAUCUUGCAGCAGUAUAUGGCGGCUUCUGGAGGCCAGAAGCUUCAGGGUAUCGCCAAUGCAUACGCGAUGGGCAAGCUGAAGAUGUUGGCCUCAGAUCUCGAGACAGCCACCAAGGUUAUAAAGAACAGGAACUCUUCGAAAACGCCUGAUUCUGGUGGUUUUGUGCUCUGGCAAAUGAAUCCCGACAUGUGGUACAUUGAGCUUGCGCUUGGUAGCAAUGAAGUUCACGCUGGCUCUAACGGUAGCCUCGUUUGGAGGCAUACCCCUUGGCUUGGCACACACGCUGCAAAGGGUCCCGUCAGACCCUUGCGACGUGCGCUUCAGGGACUGGACCCGAGAACUACUGUCAACAUGUUUGCCAAUGCAAAAUGCACGGGUGAAAAGAAGAUCAAUGGCGAGGACUGUUUCGUUCUCAAACUCGCUGCUGAUCCACACACAUUGAAGGCCAGGAGCGAGGGGCCAGCAGAGAUAGUAAGGCACGUUAUCUUUGGCUAUUUCAGCCAGAAAACAGGGCUUCUCGUGCACUUGGAAGACUCCCAGCUCACCCGAAUCCAAACAAACGGAGGCAAUGCGGUCUAUUGGGAGACCACAAUCAAUUCAUUUCUCGAUGACUAUAAACCCGUCGAGGGAAUCGUGAUCGCCCACUCAGGGCGAUCAGUGGUAACCCUCUUCCGCUUUGGCGAAACAGCCACGAGCCACACGAAGACGAGGAUGGAAGAAGCGUGGACCAUCGAGGAAGUGGCGUUCAACGUCCCCGGCCUAUCAGACGAGUGUUUCAUUCCUCCCGCAGAGCUGAGAUGCAGUUCCACCGGUGAAGCUUGCGAGCUCUCUCAAGGGGCGAGAACGAAGAACGCCUGCAAAGCUACAGUUUCUGCACUCGAUAAAUCGCACGGUGGCAAAAUCAAUAGUGUCACAUUGGAUGAAUAUUUGAGGUGAAGGUGAUGAUCAUGGAAGUUUUUAAGUUUCUGUAUCCCAAUCUGGCAAUCUGUACAUAGUAACUCACAGGAUUAUUUAGAGAUUACUUCUCCAAAACUUGAUCGUUCCUUACUACAUUUUGGUUUUUCAGUUUGUAAUACUUCCCAGGAUGAAUUCCAAUUGUAAGGCUGGCGAUUUUGUAUCUUCUAUAAUUCUGUAAAAUUCUGCCCACUAGCAUCCUCUGAACUGUUGUUUCUGUGAAUAAAAAGUGGAUUUAAAUUU